AUGGCCGACCAUGCUUUGGAGAUCCCUGAGAUCAUCCAGACAGCUUCGAUUCAGCAACAUCCUUCUGCUGCCCAUGACAUCAACCCUGCCACAGCGGCCUCGGAAAAACAACCUGUUGUCGUUGCCCCAGCUUCGGAAGCUGGUAGCCUUGCCUCUGACAUUGUCGACGAACACCGAGUAGUCCGACCCCUCCGCCGACACCAGACACUUCCGCCUCUCCCCGAUCUACGCUUUGAGCAAAGCUAUCUAGCUAGCUUGAAGGAUGCUGACACUUGGGGCCGGGUGGCGUGGAUUACCGUGAGAGACCAGGUUCUCCUUCCGCUUAUUCAAGGUACCGUUUGGACACUUGCGCUCUCCGGUUGGAAGUUCUGGAACCGCAACGCCUCUCUUAGUGGACAAACAGUUGGCAGUCGGAUUCGCAGAUGGUGGUACGACGUCAACAACUGGAAGCUUCCUCCCAAGUGGACGAAGAAUACACGAUUGGCAUCGCAGGUUGAAGAAGUGAGUAGCCCACUAUGA
Penicillium verhagenii is the source of this 519-nucleotide messenger RNA. RefSeq names its product DUF1770 domain-containing protein. The transcript is spliced from 2 exons. Gene Ontology annotation, biological process: mitophagy. Gene Ontology annotation, molecular function: mitochondrion autophagosome adaptor activity. Lineage: Eukaryota; Fungi; Ascomycota; Eurotiomycetes; Eurotiales; Aspergillaceae. The record is from RefSeq and is a predicted model, not a curated record. The coding region runs from base 1 to 519 and encodes 172 amino acids.